AUGGCUUUAGAUGACGGCAUAAUGGAGAAGAUGAGGAUAGAUUUGGCAGAGUUACUUCAUGUUGUAGGAAGGGGAAAAGAAGGUCGAGAAAUGUUGGAGGAAUGCUUGUUGAUUGCUGAGAAGCAUAAAGGAAAAGAGCAUCCCAGCUCAGUGACACACCUUCUGAAUCUUGCAGCCUCCUAUUCACGCUCAAAGAAUUUUGUGGAGGCUGAACGCUUGCUGAGGACUAGUUUGGAAAUCGUGAGGAAGACAGUUGGGCCUGAUGAUCAAUCCAUCAGCUUCCCAAUGUUGCAUCUUGCCGCCACUCUCUACCACCUAAAACAGAAUGAAGAAGCUGAGCAGCUUGCCCUGGAGGUUUUGCGCAUCCGUGAAAAGGCAUUUGGAAAAGAUUCUCUUCCUGUUGGGGAGGCUCUGGACUGUUUGGUGUCCAUUCAUUCAGAGUGGAUUGGGGAAGGAUGAUGGCGAGUUGUUGGAGGUGCUCAAGAGAAUUCGGAGUAUCCAAGAGAAAGAGUUUGGCCACGAGACUACGAGAGUGAAGAGGUAAUUGAAACCCUGAAAAAAA
Messenger RNA from Corylus avellana, 562 nucleotides. The record is from RefSeq and is a predicted model, not a curated record. NCBI's taxonomy places the organism in Eukaryota, Viridiplantae, Streptophyta, Magnoliopsida, Fagales, Betulaceae.